AUGUAUCGAAAUAGAAGUACAACAGAUCCCGUUUCUAAACAAUCAUCAAUAGCACAUACUCUAUCAAGUAUACCUGUAAUGGCUACAUCUAAAGAUAAUGAUAAUCCUUCAUCACCACAAUCCCCAACAGAUACACAAAAUCUUUUAAAUAAAUCAACAAUGAAUACAAAUCGAGAACCUAGACGUAGUCGAACUACAUGUCAACCAAAAGGAACAAUACCUUAUAUAGUAGGCAACAGUGAUACAUUAGAAAAGAUUGCUCUUCAUUUUAAUUUAACGCCGUCCGAAUUACUCCAGCUCAAUAAAUUAUAUUCACGUAUUGUCUUUCCUGGACAAAUACUCUAUGUACCUGAAAUAUCUUCUUCUUCAAAUAUAAAUAAUGAACAAGAAAAAUCUAAUGCUCUGCCAAUAAAAUUACCAUCAUCAUUAUUAAAAAUCCCUAAAGAUGAUGAUGUAUUUAUUGUUCAUAAUGAUCGUCGUACAUUAAGUGAAUCUUCUCCACCGGUUAUACAACAAGAUAUUGGUCAAAUGGUUUGGUCAAUGUCACGACAAAUAAUAUCAAAACCUGGCCGUGCUCAACGAUUAGAAAGUGAUCAAAGUAUAGAAAACGAAUUAUUAACACGACCUAUUGAAGAUCGUAUAAAAACUCAAAAAGAAGAUAAUAAAAAACAAGUUAGACAAAUUAAAAAAUCUUUAUCUAUAGAAGAAAGUCAACAAUUAGAUGAAGAAUGUUUACGACGUUUUAUUAAACUUAAUGUUAGACUUAUGACUGAUGAUCAUAAAAGUGUUGCUGGUACAUUACUUGUUACACCAAAUGCAGUCAUGUUUGAUCCCGAUGUUCUUGAUCCAUUGGUUAAAGAAAAUGGUAUUGAUAAAUAUGGUUUAAUAAUUCGAAUGGAUUUACUUGCUGGUAUUGCUUUAUAUGAAGAUAUUGCGAUGUAUGAACAUGCAGCAACAUUACGAGAUGAGGAAAAACGAAAAAUGUGUCAUUCAACAAGUUUAAAAAAUUUUCAUCAAUCUACAACAAUUUUAUCCAAUAAUGAUGAACAUGAAAUACAUGAAAUAAUGUCAUCAUUAUUGGAUCAUAUUGAUAAAGAACUAAAUUUAUCAACUGAUUUAGGUGUUAUGUUAUAUAAUGUAUCAUCAAAUAUUCAACGUCGUAUAUCAUCAGAUAAUCAAAGUUUUCAUCAUGAAGAUUUAUUUCAUUCAUUUGAUGAUUCUAAACAUUCCAUUGGAGUUUUAAUUGAUGAUAAAGAUUUAUCAUCAGAAUGUAAUUUGGAAAAUUGUGUACCUGCUGAUGAAUUUAAUAAACGUUUCGGUGAAAUAGAUAAAUUAUUACAAAAACAACAUGACAUUUAUGUAACACCGCAUCCAAUAGAAAUUCCAUAUUAUUUAUGUUUGAAAACAAGCACACCUACAAAUGAUAUCGGAUCUGUACAAGAUAGACUCAAUAGGAAAAGUAUUGAUUAUGUUUAUGGAAAAAAACAACUUGACCAUGAAUAUUGGUUUUCUGUACCAAAAGAAAAAAUUGAUCAUAUCUAUGCAUUUUUUCUUCGUUGGAGUCCUGAUCAUUCAACAGAUUUAUUAUCUCAUGAUAAUCAUUUCGAUAAUAAUAAUACAACAACAUUUAAUCAAAUUCAUCGUCGUUCAUCUUAUACUCAAAUAAAACAAAAUGAAAUCUCAUCUGGUCAAGGUUUUGUUCUAUUAGCAAAUGAUGAUCCUGAAUUAACAGAUGAUUAUUUAUAUACUAAUCAAAAAAAUAAUACUAUUAAUUCAAAAAAUUCAAUAUCAAUUGAUAAUGAUAUACAACAAAAAAAACAACAUUAUUUAAAACGACAAAAUACUUUACUUAAAGAAUGGGAGUUUAUAAUACUAGAAGGAUAUUCAACAUAA
This is a messenger RNA of Rotaria sordida, 1893 nucleotides long. The record is from the annotation of a GenBank genome assembly. NCBI's taxonomy places the organism in Eukaryota, Metazoa, Rotifera, Eurotatoria, Philodinida, Philodinidae.